GGGAAGUGAGUCAGUGUCUGCCCACCCGGCCGGCCCAGGCCCGCGCCCGCCGCGGCCCCUAGAGGCCCCGGCCCCGGCCCGGCGGCGGCGGCCAUGGCCGGGGGGCCGGGCCCAGAGGACCCCGCGGCCCCUGGAGCCCAGCACUUCUUGUACGAGGUGCCGCCCUGGGUCAUGUGCCGCUUCUACAAAGUAAUGGAUGCCCUGGAGCCCUCCGACUGGUGCCAGUUUGCCGCCCUGAUCGUCCGCGACCAGACCGAGCUGCGGCUGUGCGAGCGCUCCGGGCAGCGCACGGCUAGCGUCCUGUGGCCCUGGAUCAACCGCAACGCCCGCGUGGCCGACCUUGUUCGCAUCCUCACGCACCUGCAGCUGUUCCGCGCGCGGGACAUCAUCACAGGCUGGCACCCUCCCACUCCACUUCCACCCCCCAGCACCACUGCGCCGAGGCCCAGCUGCAUCUCUGCAGCCACCGAGGCCGAGGCCCCCAGCCUCCGGAAGUUGCAGUCGUCAACCUCCACCCUCCUCUCCCCGGCUUUUCCAGGCUCCCAGACGCAUUCUGGGCCUGAGCUCCACCCUGUUCCAAGUCCUGCUGCCCUCCUGCCACCACCAUCUCCAGUCCCUUCCUUUACCAAGCCAAGCUCGGAGAGCCAGGUGUCCCUCCUGCAGGGGGCCCACCCUUCUCCAUUCUGCUGGCCCCUCCAUGAGAUUGUCCAAGGCACCCACAACUUCUCAGAGCAGCUGAAGAUUGGGGAGGGUGGCUUCGGGUGCGUGUACCAGGCUGUGAUGAGGAACACGGUGUAUGCUGUGAAGAGGCUGAAGGAGGAGGCAGACCUGGAGUGGAGCACAGUGAAGCAGAGCUUCCUGACUGAAGUGGCGCAGCUGUCACGAUUUCGUCACCCAAACAUCGUGGAUUUUGCUGGCUACUGUGCUCAGAGUGGCUUCUACUGCCUUGUCUAUGGCUUUCUGCCCAAUGGCUCUUUGGAAGACCGCCUCCACUCGCAGACCACUCAGGCCUGCACCCCUCUCUCCUGGCCUCAGCGACUGGACAUCCUUCUGGGCACAGCCCGGGCAAUUCAGUUUUUACAUCAGGACAGCCCCAGCCUCAUCCAUGGGGAUGUCAAGAGUUCCAAUGUCCUUCUGGACGAGAGGCUGAUGCCCAAACUGGGGGACUUUGGCCUGGCCCGUCUCAGCCGUUUUGUAGGGGCCAAUCCUGGCCAGAGCAGCGCUGUGGCUUGGACUCGGACUGUGCGUGGCACCCUGGCCUACCUGCCCGAGGAGUACGUCAAGACAGGGAGGCUGGCUGUGGACACCGAUACCUUCAGCUUCGGUGUGGUAGUGCUGGAGACCCUGGUUGGCCAGAGGGCUGUGAGGACACAUGGUGCACAGACCAAGUAUCUGAAAGACCUGGUUGAAGAGGAGGCCGAGGAGGCUGGGAUAGCCCUGAAAAGCACCCAGCCCACACCCCCAGCAGGUCUGGCCACAGGUGCCUGGGCUGCCCCGAUCUCCACCCAGAUCUAUAAGAAACACCUGGACCCCAGGCCUGGGCCGUGCCCACCUGAACUGGGACUGGCCCUGGGCCAGCUGGCUUGCUGCUGUCUGCACCGCCGGGCCAAGAGGAGACCCCCCAUGACCCAGGUGUACGAGAGGCUGGAGGAGCUACACACAGGAGUAGCAGGGCCAUUCCUGAGGCCAGAGGCUGCCAGCCGUGGCCCCCCUUCCCCCCAGGAGGACUCCUACAUGUCUGCCACCGGCAGUGCCCCAAGCAGCACCAGCCCCCAGCAGCCCCUGACAGUGCCCUCUGGAGCCCCAGCCCAGGCUCCAGAAUGGCUCCAGAAGGGCCCCAGCCAGCCUGUGGAGAGUGACGAGAGUGUGUCUGGCCUGUCUGCCGCCCUGCGUUCCUGGCAGCUGACCCCGAGCUGUGCCCCGGGCCUGGCCUUGCGAGGCAGCCUUGGACACGGGGCUGCCAUGCAGGCCCCAGCACCCCUCAGGCAGGCUGGCUGUAUUCAAGAGGGCGCCACCCGGGAGUCAAGCUGGGGGAGCGGCCUGGGCCCCUGGCCCACAGCUGUGGAAGGAUCACUCCUGGGCAGCUCCGCGUCAUCACAGCCACCGCAGAUUGUCAUCAACCCAGCUCGGCAAAAAAUGGUGCAGAAACUGGCCUUGUAUGAGGACGGGGUCCUGGACAGCCUGCAGCUGCUCUCCUCUGGCUCUCUCCCAGGCUUGGGCCUGGAACACCAGAACAGGCAGGGCCCUGAAGAGAGUGACGAAUUUCAGAGCUGAUCUGUGCACCUGGCAGAUGCCCCCAAACCCGGAAGUCAAAGUUCUCAUGGUCGGAAGUUCUCAAGGCACAGGAACCCUCGGCAGCCUGCAGGGGGUGGGG
Manis pentadactyla (Chinese pangolin) is the source of this 2374-nucleotide messenger RNA. RefSeq names its product interleukin 1 receptor associated kinase 1 (gene IRAK1). Gene Ontology annotation, cellular component: nucleus; plasma membrane; cytoplasm. The transcript is spliced from 14 exons. The coding region runs from base 94 to 2274 and encodes 726 amino acids. Lineage: Eukaryota; Metazoa; Chordata; Mammalia; Pholidota; Manidae. The record is from RefSeq and is a predicted model, not a curated record. Gene Ontology annotation, biological process: interleukin-1-mediated signaling pathway; intracellular signal transduction; protein phosphorylation. Gene Ontology annotation, molecular function: protein binding; protein kinase activity; ATP binding.